Molecule: messenger RNA, 766 nt
Organism: Aspergillus pseudonomiae
Lineage: Eukaryota; Fungi; Ascomycota; Eurotiomycetes; Eurotiales; Aspergillaceae
Product: LITAF-like zinc ribbon domain-containing protein
Exons: 2
Coding region: 118-504 (128 amino acids)
Molecular function (GO): zinc ion binding
Source: RefSeq, a predicted model, not a curated record
GUGGCAAUGGUGAGGAAGACGAAGUGAAAUACACACUUUUCGCCUCCAAACAUGCAAAAUCUGCAUUCUGGGCAAAGAGACAUUUCGAUACGAAGACUAUUUGACUAGCAUUUCACAAUGUCUGAGAAACCCUUGUCACCAACAGGAAGGAACGAAUCGCCUGAAGUAACUCCCACAACCCAGCCACCGACAGUCCCCGCCCCGCCAGGAGAGGCUCCGAAAGUGAUUCCUCUAACCCUGCUCACAAAUCGUCCCACCAUAGUUGACUGCCCAUAUUGCCAUGCACGAACAGCAACUCAGACUGAAAUGAUUGUUGGGUCGAGGGCUACCUGCUGGUCAUGUGUGUGCUGCAUCUUUCUUGGCCCCCUUGGUGCUCUCAUCCCGUGCAUUAUGCCAAGUUGCAAAGAUUGUGAGCACUACUGUGGGAGCUGCGGUAGGGUGCUCGCUGUCGUUGAACGGCAAGGAAACGUACGAAUCGUAUAUUAUGAUAGUAGAGCGAUAUGACGUUUAGUGUCAGUGGAAGGGUGCGCCUUUAUAUCUGGUUGCUGUCAUGAUCUGUCCAAGAUAAUGACUGUUUGGUCUUUUCAAACAUCUCUGCAACAGGUCUCUCUAUAAGACAUUUUGGGGUGUCUUCGUGAGCAACGACGAGGAGCCUAUUUCCGCACCCCUAGGUCUCUUUUGAUGGGCAAUCUGGAGAUCGUUCUGUGCCAUGUGUCACAAUAUUGAUAUAUUACAUAUGUCUCUACGCGUAUAUGCUGAAGCUAUG